Molecule: messenger RNA, 1855 nt
Organism: Pistacia vera
Lineage: Eukaryota; Viridiplantae; Streptophyta; Magnoliopsida; Sapindales; Anacardiaceae
Product: casein kinase 1-like protein 3
Exons: 15
Coding region: 174-1469 (431 amino acids)
Biological process (GO): peptidyl-serine phosphorylation; signal transduction; endocytosis
Cellular component (GO): nucleus; cytoplasm
Molecular function (GO): ATP binding; protein serine/threonine kinase activity
Source: RefSeq, a predicted model, not a curated record
CAAGGUAUUCUCUGUGUGGCUUCCAAUUCUUCUCUGAUACUAUUUUAGUUUAAACUUGAACCAAAAAAAAAAGUCGUUCUUUGAUCAUACUUACGUUUACUGCAUCACCAACUCCAAUUACGAAACCCUAGCUUUUCUUUCAUGAUCUGAUCCAUUGGCCGAUCUUAGCCAGCAUGGAUCGGAUCGUCGGUGGCAAGUACAAACUCGGCCGAAAAAUCGGUAGCGGAUCCUUUGGCGAAAUUUAUCUCGCUACGCAUGUUGAUACGUUUGAGAUCGUCGCUGUUAAAAUUGAGAAUAGUAAAACAAAGCACCCGCAACUGCUUUACGAGGCCAAGUUAUACAAUAUUCUUCAAGGAGGAAGUGGAAUUCCGAACAUCAAAUGGUCGGGCAUAGAUGGGGAGGACAAUGCGCUUGUCCUUGAUUUGCUGGGACCAAGCCUUGAGGAUUUGUUUGUGUACUGUGGUAGAAAGUUUUCUCUGAAGACUGUCUUAAUGUUGGCUGAUCAAAUGAUUACAAGAAUAGAAUAUGUGCACUCUAAAGGAUUUUUGCAUAGAGACAUAAAGCCUGAUAACUUCCUCAUGGGUCUUGGACGUAAAGCAAAUCAGGUUUACAUAAUUGAUUUUGGACUUGCAAAAAGAUAUCGCGAUGCUACGACUAAUCGGCAUAUACCUUAUAGGGAAAAUAAAAACUUAACAGGGACUGCACGAUAUGCAAGUUGCAAUACACAUCUUGGGAUUGAGCAAAGUCGACGGGAUGAUUUGGAGUCUCUUGGUUAUGUACUUUUAUAUUUCCUAAGAGGAAGCCUUCCAUGGCAGGGGUUAAAAGCUGCAACAAAAAAGCAGAAAUAUGACAAAAUAUGUGAGAAGAAGUUAUCAACUCCUAUUGAGGUUCUGUGCAAAUCUCACCCUGUUGAGUUUGCAUCAUAUAUCCAUUACUGCCAUUCUUUGACAUUUGAUCAGCGGCCUGAUUAUGGAUUCUUAAAGCGUCUGUUUCGUGACUUGUUCGCUCGUGAAGGAUAUGAAUUUGAUUAUAUUUUUGAUUGGACCAUCAUAAAGUUCCAGCAGGCACAGAAAAGUAGAAGUCAGCCUCGAUUAUCUCCAGUUCCUGGGGGGAGCAGCAGUCAUGCAAUGCCAGUGGAUAUCAAUCACAAAGGAGGUGUUAAUGGUCCACACGCAGCUGACAUCACAGAGCACAUUCGGUCAAGCAAUGUAACUGGUCCUGGCACACGCGGGCACUUCAGAUCACCUAUGGGCAAGCAUUUGAGUCCUGACUAUACUGUCGACAAGAAUAUUGUGAGUGAUGCACACAUGCCAUCCACUUCUUAUUCACUUGCUGGUGCCUCAAAAAGAAACACCCCAAAACCCGUGAUACCCACUGAAGCAUCAAAUCCUGGUCACGGACACAGCAGCAAGGUUGGUCCUUCAAGUAGUUGGAUUUCAUCAUUGCAGCGUAUUUCUUCUGCAAAGUGAUCAAAUGCUAAGUUAUCUCUUGCAAGGUGGCAGCUGGCAGGUCAAUCAAGAUGUAUUGCAGAAAUUCUGUCUACUGGAAGAAAAUUUUAUGGCUCAAAGAGAACCAUCUGUAGAAUUUAAAUAUUUUUUGUGAUUUUAGUCUUUAGUUGGCACUGGGCACAUAUUCUGUUCAUUCUAGCAUGACUGUUGUACUGAUUUACAUUUACGAUAAGAGAUUGCGGAAAUCUUUUGAGUUUGAAUUAGAUUUAACAGAUGAUUUUUCUUUCUAGUUUAUUUGAAAAUUUUUGCUUUAUGUUUUGAUGAUAGGCAAGGUACAUGUCUAAUCUGAUUGAUGUAGCUAUAUGUGACUUUGUGGUGUUAUGGUCUUGAUUUUAUCUAUCCUUAAA